AUGGGAAAUAAUCAGUCAUAACAUAAAAGUCAUUCAAAGCCUAAAAUGAAGAAAAAAGAACAUUUUAAGAAAUUUUUUGUAACAAAGAAAGAUAUGUAAGCUUCUUAAUUAAGUAUAUUAGUCUCUUUUCUAAAUUAUCAUAAAAAACAGCAUCUCUAAUUACAAGCUUUAUAAAUAUUUAGGAGUUUAACAAUUUAAUUUAAGCAUCAAAAACUACAUAUGAAAUAUUUAAUUAAACAUCUGGUUGUUUUUAAAUAGAAUGCUAAAGACUUCUUAAUGUGAAAUGUGAGUUAAUAUAAUCUAAAAAUUGGAAAUUUAUAUUAUAAAGUGUAAUAAGCAUUCCAAUAAGAACACUUCCUUAUGGAGAAGCAAUUAAAAGUGUGAGAUACUAUAUUAAAUAAUUACCAAUCUUUUUAGAAUAGAAAAUAAAUUAUAGUGGAUUUUAGAAAGCCAUUCUAUAUUCUGAAAAUUAUCUAAAUUAAUAGAAAAAAAUUAUUAAGAGAGCAGACUACAUGGAAGCAUUAUUAUUUGCAUAAAAAAAUACAAAUACAAUAUUAAGAUUAAGGUAAGGACUAGAUAUUCAUACUUAAUUACCAGAAAUGCUAAUGUUAAUCUAUAAUUUGCAUGAUUAUGUCAAAAUUUUUUGUUAAUAUCUGGAAAUUAGAUUUUCUCGAUGUAACUUGGAAUAAUUUAUAUAAAUGUGGCAACAUUAUUAAGGGUGGAUUAGUUCAGUUGAAAAUUAGACUUUUGACUUAAUAUUCUAGUUUAAUAAUAUUAUUGAUGAAAGUUUUCUUUAAUAUAAAUUACCAAAAUAUACUGUCAGACAUUUUAUGGUAUGUGAGUGGCUAAAAAAAGCAGACAAGGGAGAAAUUAUUGUAAAGUUAAGAGAAGAAUUUAGAUUGAAAAUGAUAGAAUGUAGAAAUCAAAAUAUAAAAUCUUAGUUUUUGAAAUAAUAUGUUUAAUACCUCAUUGAUAUAAGUACUAAUUAAAACAACAUUAAGAAAUAUGGUUAUUAUAACUUCAAAUACUGUUCAGAACUUAACCAAUUAAUUAACUUAACAAUUAAUUUAACUCCUAAAUUAUAAAUUGAAUAUUAAUAAGAUGAAAAUUUGUUAAUUCAUAUAUUUGGAUAGUAUGUAUACGAUUAUUAUAUUUUUGAAAUGUCAGCUGCAUUUAGAGUAGAAUAAUUAAAAUUUGAAAUAAAGUAAUUUCAUAAGGAAAGCCAAUAAAUGUCUAAAGUAUUAUUUAAAAAUAUUGAAGAUUAAAAUAUUCACAAUAAUUUAUUAGAUAAUCAUCAAGUUUCUGACUUUAAAUACCAUUUAUCUAUUAACUAUAACAUUUAACUAAAAAUUAGAUCUUUAUUUAAAUAGGUCACUUAAAGGGAUGAUGAUAUUUAAAAUUCAUUAAAUAAUAUUGUAUCAGAAAGCUUAGGAACAUCUGGGAUAUCAUUAACAUCUACUAAUUGUAGCUCAGUAUUUUCAAGCGUAAAAAAUAAUGAUUAAUUAUAUCAUUAUAUUAAAUUUUAUUAAAAAGAAUUAUUUAAUAAAAUUCAAAGAUUUUAUUGCAAGGAAUAAGAAGUGUUACAAUAUUCAUUAGAACAGGAAUAAGGAACAGAAACUCUAUAUGAUAUACCAGAAUUAGCAGAGUAUGAUCUUCUUUAGAAUUAGAAUCUAAUGGACUUAUUUAUCAAUAGAACUUAAAGAUCUAAUGCCAUAUAUUAAUUAGAAAGAAGAUAAUCUAGUUUAAUAUCUAGUUACCAGAAUAAUAAUUAACAAAUCUAAACUCAAACUCUUAAUCUAGCAGAAUAACUCAUUAAAUAAGUUUUAAAAUGA
Paramecium sonneborni is the source of this 1832-nucleotide messenger RNA. The record is from the annotation of a GenBank genome assembly. NCBI's taxonomy places the organism in Eukaryota, Ciliophora, Oligohymenophorea, Peniculida, Parameciidae.